Choloepus didactylus (southern two-toed sloth) is the source of this 1065-nucleotide messenger RNA. Its product is annotated as olfactory receptor 13A1-like. NCBI's taxonomy places the organism in Eukaryota, Metazoa, Chordata, Mammalia, Pilosa, Megalonychidae. Gene Ontology annotation, molecular function: G protein-coupled receptor activity; olfactory receptor activity. Gene Ontology annotation, cellular component: membrane. The transcript has 2 exons. Gene Ontology annotation, biological process: G protein-coupled receptor signaling pathway. The record is from RefSeq and is a predicted model, not a curated record.
AUGAGCUCCAGAGCUGUGAAUCCCAAGCACUUCUGUGUCUUAACUGCCUUGAUGAAUUUCUGGCCCUUCAAACUCAAACUCACUGCCAUUGACCCUGAGCAUGUCCCUCUUGUGCCUUUUCCCUCAGUGCAGGUAGGGAAGUACAACAAGACACUGGUAAGAGAGUUUAUUCUCCAAGGGUUCUCAGAGCACCCAGAACUGUGGCUGCUACUGUUUGGCUGCUUCUUCUCCCUCUACAUCAUAGCCCUCCUGGGAAACACUCUGAUCAUCACCAUCAUCAGCUACAGCUCUGGCCUCCACAGCCCCGUGUACUUUUUUCUGUUGAACAUGGUCACCAUGGAUAUCAUCUGCACUUCCUCUGUGCUGCCCAAGGUGCUGGCAGGCCUGGCCUGGGAGGGAAACACCAUCUCCUUCCAGGGGUGCAUGGCCCAGCUGUUCUUCCUCAUCUGGUUUCUAUCUUCUGAGCUGCUGCUGCUCACAGUCACGGCCUAUGACCAUUAUGUGGCCAUCUGCAAGCCACUGAAUUAUAAGACCCAAAUAAGUCUGCAGCUCUUCAUAGCUGUGACUGUGGCUGUCUGGGCCUUUGGUGCCCUGAACUCCUCCAUCCACAUUGGUUUGAUGGCACAGCUGUCCUUCUGCGGCCCCAAUGUCAUCACUCACUUCUUCUGUGAGAUCCCCCCACUUCUGCUGCUCUCCUGCAGUCUCACCUGUGUGAACAGCAUCAUGACCAUCUUGGCCAACUCCAACUAUGUAGGCAUCAACUUCCUUCUUAUUCUUUUGUCCUAUGGCUACAUCAUUGCCAGCAUCCUAUGCAUCUUCUCAGCUGAGGGGAAGUGAAAGUCCUUCUCCACCUGCUCCUCCCACCUCAUCGUGGUCUCUGUCUACCACUCAGCUGUGUUCUGUGCCUACAUCAGCCCAGCCUCCAGCUACAGCCCUGACAGAAGCAAACUUGCUGCAGUGCUUUGCACAACUGUGAGCUCCACCCUAAACCCACUCAUCUACACACUGAGGAACAAAGAGUUCAAGGCAGCCCUAGGGAAACUCUUCCACUUCUUUAGGCAUUAA